AUGAUAUCGACAUUGAUCUACCGUAGCGGGCGUCACGGACGCGACUCCGCACCCGCUCCUGCAGCCACAGCCGUACGAUGCAUCAUCGCGCUCCUGCUGUUCAUCAUCCCGCACGUCUAUUCCAUUCGCUUCGAAAAAACUCAAGAUGUCAUCAUGGCCCCGCGUAUCCGCGUGCAUAAUGUGGUUCCCUGCGCGGAUCGAUCAGAGAACAUGAUCACGAGCAACAUCGCCAGUAGCGCCGAAACCGCCGCCGGCUCCGCCGCUGACGCCGUCGGUGGCAGCGAGACAGGCGGAAAAUCCGGCGCGGAUGAUGGGAGUGACUGUGUGAUCAAGGCGCACCACGCGGGAAUGCUUCGCCCGCAUCCCGCGUUUGUCCGCCUGCACCGAGCGGCCGUGCGGAAGGCGCUGGACGCGGCCAAGAGGAAACCGAAAGAAGAUCCGCGCGCGCUUCCCCCGCAUCGGCGGAGAGUAAGGGGCGCGGAGGACCUGAACUUGCGCUCGGCGGAGGACUUGAACUCGCUGGUGUUCGUGCCGGUGAUGGCGGACGACUCGUCCGUCGAAAAUCGGCGCGGUUCGGGGGGAAGCCUAACAUUCACCGAGUCGGAGAUUGGCGCGGAGUUGAAUUCCCCGCCAGCGCCAGCAGCAGCAGCGCUGUCAGACGAUCGAACAUCAGGUGGCGCUUCGGCUGCAUCUAAGGCCUGA
This is a messenger RNA of Closterium sp. Yama58-4, 702 nucleotides long. Lineage: Eukaryota; Viridiplantae; Streptophyta; Zygnematophyceae; Desmidiales; Closteriaceae. The record is from the annotation of a GenBank genome assembly.